AUGUCUCUCUCUACUCACCGCCCGGUGAAGGGAAUCACUUAUGGAGUUGUGUGCCCUGCUUGCUGCAAUCCAAUGGACUUUGAGUGCGUUAGUGAAAGGAUGUACGGCGCGCGGUGUCCGACGUGCAACGCCAUGGUAGACCUCCGCAACCCUGCGGAGACGCUGCCGGACCCCGACACCGGUAUUUACGAGAAUGACGCGCGACCUCUGGAGGCCGUGUUCUACUCGGCUGAAGUUGAGCCCUCCACUGGGAUGUCUGCUAGUGCGCAGGUAAACAACCUAUUGGCCAGGGUGGAGGCAGAGAAGCGCAUGACCAUGCCGACGCAGAUGACGGGAGAGACGAAGCAGGCCUUCUUUGCCCAGCGCCAGCAGGCAUUCUCGGAGAAGUUCUCUCUUUUCUUCCCCGUGACGUACGUAGUAGAGUACAUUGCCUUUGGCAGGGAGCCGUACGCCAGGAUUGGGCACGUGCGCAUCUUCCGGAAGCGCAUCCCCUUCUACGGCUACGUCAACAUCUGCGCCCCACGGAUGACCACCUCCUACGCAGCACCGGCCACAUUAACCCUUGGGUGCUUUUUGCUCUUCAGGUGGUUCUGCAUACACAUGGGGCUAAAAUGGAUAGCGGCGUACUACUACGUCGAGCUGACGCUUGUCUCGCUCUUUUACACACUUCUAUUCCGGCUGGCGUACAGUGAUCCCGGCUAUGUGAAGCCAGGCUACAUGGACGACGAGGGCGGCGACAGCGCUGCUGCUGCACCCGAGGUCAUGACGCUGCGCGAUAUCGAGCUCAACCAACGGGAGAGCAUAUGGGAAGAUGUGAACGGAGUUCCCAUGGAGCGCAAGUGGUGCUCGACGUGCAACAUGCAUCGCCCUGUGCGAGCUGCCCACUGCUACAUCUGUGGUCUGUGCUGCUUUGAUCACGAUCACCACUGUGGGGUCCUGGGCAUCUGUGUGGGCAGCCGCCGUAUUGAAAUGUUCGUGACGCUGGUGUCGGUCGUCGCGGUGGCGUGCAUUUUGCCGACCGUGGUCGUCACCUGCGCCCUGUGGACGCACUCAGAGAAGAUUACAACGCCUUUUCAAGUGGUUGCGUGUGCUCUGGCACUUGUGGUGCCGGGGUUCUUAUCUAUCGUCCUCACUAUGACAGCGAUCUCCAUGUGUCAGUCGAUCACACAUGAGGCGACCACCCGCGAACGCAUCCAGAAUGUGUACGCGCAUAAGCGCAACCCCUACAACCGCGGCUUCCUCGGUAACUUGUACUACCACUUCGUGCAGCGCCGCGUCGAAAAGUCGUUGUUCAGCGACGAAUUUGUGAAAAGGUGCGCACUGCGGACCCAGGAGCGAGAACUGGGCACCGGCGUCACGGUCACGUGCAUCUGA
Leishmania braziliensis MHOM/BR/75/M2904 is the source of this 1374-nucleotide messenger RNA. RefSeq lists its product as hypothetical. Gene Ontology annotation, molecular function: protein-cysteine S-palmitoyltransferase activity. The coding region runs from base 1 to 1374 and encodes 457 amino acids. Gene Ontology annotation, cellular component: endoplasmic reticulum; Golgi apparatus. Gene Ontology annotation, biological process: peptidyl-L-cysteine S-palmitoylation; protein targeting to membrane. The record is from RefSeq and is a predicted model, not a curated record. Lineage: Eukaryota; Euglenozoa; Kinetoplastea; Trypanosomatida; Trypanosomatidae. The transcript has a single exon.